UCACAGUGACGUUGCAUGAAAAGAAGAAAAAGCUCUCCAACUCUGAACAGCUGAAGAAAGCAGCGAUUGAAACCUGUAGUUUUGUGCCUCAUGAAAGCUGAUUUUAAACGAAACUGUGUGCUCUAGUCUGGGAGUACGCAGCACAAACACAAACCAGAGGCUCAAAGUGUUUAUUUAUUUCUUACCGAGACAUCAUUUAACGCUGUUAAACGCUUUCCCGCAUCUGCUAACAGUAGCUAAGCUAGCUUCGUGAGAGGUAGACCGUAUUUACGGCCAGGUAGCCGGGUAUGAGAGAGGCGUCAAUGAUUAGCAGAACAGAUGAUUGCGCAGUGAACUAACAACGUCAACGGACACCGAGUAUCCGGCAGUUAAGAAAAGUAACGUAACGUUUACAGUUAAUACUUCAGCUAACAGACGCUAGCAGGAACGUCAGGUAGCUCAGGGGCUUCAAGAGUCACUCCGAGGUGCUUCGGGUCAAGACAUGGCCAGUAAUCCCGCAGCAGGCUUCACCUGCCAGGCUAACGGAGGCAACACACCGGGACGAGGGUCUGUUUAUGGGGACUUACGUCGCAACCGGUCCGAGUCAGAGUGCGAUGUUGGCCAGACUGUCAAAAGCUUAGCACGGCUAUGCAGCAGGGACGAAGAGGAGCGAGCAGCUGCUCUGGAGGAGCUCUGCCAAGGGGUGCUGUUGUGUUUGGAACUGGACCGGCCUGGUUCGGCACGGCUGAGUGAACAAACACUCCUACAUCUACUUCGGCUGUCCCGGUCAUGCCCACUAAAAGAGGUUCGGGGGAGAGCAACUGAGCUGCUGCGAACAGCAAAGGAACAAGGCGUUGAAGUACCUCGGGCUCUGGCAUCAGGUCCAAGUGCCUUUAUUCCUGCCAAAGAGAUGUUGAAAGAAGGGCCGGACCAGGACAUCCUUAUCGAAUCUUUCCUUUCAUUGGGUCGUGUGGACCACAUCACCAUGGUGAUGGCGCUGCAUCCCGCCUAUCUCAGCUGCUUCCUGAGGACCCAGCAUGCUUUGUUGGAGAUGGACGGCCCCUUGCCCCGUCAUUGGAGACAUUACAUUGCUGUUAUGGCUGCGGCUCGACACCACUGCUCGUACCCGGUGCAGCAGCACAGCGCAGGCUUCCUGGAGGCUGGAGGGGAGGAGAGCUGGCUGAGCGGCCUCCAGCACGCUCCCACUAAACUCCGCAGCCUGCAAACACUCAACAAGCUGCUGGCACACAGACCCUGGCUCAUCACACAGCAGCACAUACAGGAGCUGGUGUGUCCUGGAGCAGAGCCUCGCUGGUCAUUGGCUGAACUCAUACAUGCGGUGGUUCUGAUGGCACACGCUCACUCACUCUGCUCUUUUGUGUGGGGCUGCGGCUUAAACCCUGAGCCCGACCACAUUGGAGGUUAUACCUUUCAACUUCCAUCACCCAGUCACCUUCCUCGCAGCCCUUGCAGCCCCCACAGCCCUCACAGCCCCGCUCAUGAGGACGGCAGGCAAGAGUUGGUCGAUGGAGCGAUGGAGGUGGAGAUGUUGAUGCAAAGGAUGGUGGAGUUGCAGCAGCAGGAGGAGGAGUGCACACAGGAGGAGAUGGUUACUCGCUUUGAGAGGGAGAGGAGCGAGAGCAUACCAACCGCGGUGGUGCGGGGAGCGCCACCUGACCUGGUGCUGCGUCUGGUGGAGGAUCCAGAGUUUAGAUACGAGGACUUUGCCCCCAGAGGAGAGCAGGCACCACCCACCAUGAGAGCCCAGGACUAUUCAUGGGAGGACCACGGCUUCUCUCUGGUCAACAGACUACUGCCAGACAUGGGCCAGCUCCUGGAUGAAAAAUUCCAGGUUGUGAGCAACUUGACCUACAACAGGAUGGCCAUGCAUGAAGGUGUGGACACUUACACUCUGAGAAAAGCUCUGUGGAACUACAUCCACUGUCUGUACGGGAUACGCUACGAUGAUUACGACUACGGCAGCGUGAACGUGCUGUUGGAGCGCUCUCUGAAGGUGUUUGUUAAAACCAUGGCCUGUUACCCCGAGCAGACUACGGCACGCGUUUACCACGCCUUCUGGAGACACUUCAGACAUUCUGAAAAGGUUCAUGCAAACCUAAUAGUGAUGGAAGCCCGGCUACAAGCAGCCCUUCUUUAUACCUUACGAGCCAUCACACACUACAUGAGAUGACACACCCACACACACAUGUUUUUGCAGAUGCUGAGCCAGCUGUGACAUACCACAGCCCAAUGCAACACACACACACACACAGACACGCACACGCACACACACACACGCACACACACACAUACUACAGUGAAUGUUUGUAUAUGCAUUUCUUGUAUUCCAGUGUUAAUGUUUUGAUGCUGCUUUGCUACUGGAAUAACUGAUAUUUAAAUUUUGUUACUUAUUUUGCACUGACAUUUAUCAGGUUUUGUUUCCCCACAUGAGCCUCAAGUGUUGUUGUCAAUAUCUUUGCACAUGUUUCUGUCACACAAAGACGUAUCUACAUGCUAAAUGCCAGGUAUGCCGGUUGAAUUAGUUAGGUCUGGUAUAAUUAAAUUAUUAUCAUGAUUCAAGUGUUUAUUUGACUGUUCAGGCUAAUAAUCCGUCAGACACACCAUGACUACUCAUGCCUCAGUCCUCCCUGUCUGCAGCACACAGAGGCUGAAAUACAAAAAGACAAAAUAACUUGUAUUUUUAUAUACAAUAAAAAGUUACUUUGUUAUCAAAAUGAAAA
Molecule: messenger RNA, 2720 nt
Organism: Cottoperca gobio
Lineage: Eukaryota; Metazoa; Chordata; Actinopteri; Perciformes; Bovichtidae
Gene: sesn2
Product: sestrin 2
Exons: 11
Coding region: 482-2170 (562 amino acids)
Biological process (GO): negative regulation of TORC1 signaling; cellular response to L-leucine; positive regulation of macroautophagy
Cellular component (GO): nucleus
Molecular function (GO): L-leucine binding; oxidoreductase activity, acting on peroxide as acceptor
Source: RefSeq, a predicted model, not a curated record